Molecule: messenger RNA, 909 nt
Organism: Ctenocephalides felis (cat flea)
Lineage: Eukaryota; Metazoa; Arthropoda; Insecta; Siphonaptera; Pulicidae
Product: eukaryotic translation initiation factor 4E-like
Exons: 6
Coding region: 216-839 (207 amino acids)
Biological process (GO): translational initiation
Cellular component (GO): eukaryotic translation initiation factor 4F complex; cytoplasm
Molecular function (GO): translation initiation factor activity; RNA 7-methylguanosine cap binding
Source: RefSeq, a predicted model, not a curated record
CUAUGCUCGAAAUGCUCUAAUACGACACGAGUGAAACUUGAUUACCCUCUACAUAGACAAAUGACCCUAUAUAAUUACGCACACCAUAGAACAAAGAUACUACACACGUUUUGACAUGGCUGAAAAUGUAAACGUAAUAGGGCUCAAAAUUGAUUAAUGCUAAGAAGCAUUUUUCAGAUUUAGGACAUGCUUAUAUAAGUUUUAUUAAUUAAAUAAUGAUGGAAGUUCCUUCAAAUGUGGCUGUAGAAGAAAAGACCGAGACGCCAAGUGUCGAACAACCCGAAUUUCUAUUGAAGCAUCCCCUUCAACAUACUUGGACGCUUUGGUAUUAUGAACAUGACCGACAAAAAACUUGGGAAGAGAACCAGAGAGAAAUUACCAGCUUCAAUACUGUUGAGGAUUUCUGGAGUGUCUAUAAUCAUAUAAAAAUGGCUAGCGAGUUGCGCCAGGGUUGUGAUUACUCCCUCUUCAAACAAGGUAUUCGGCCAAUGUGGGAAGAUGAGGCGAAUAAGCGUGGAGGUCGUUGGGCUAUCAACUUGGACAAGAAACAACGAAUCAAUGACUUGGAUAGAUUUUGGCUAGACACUCUUUUAUGUAUGAUUGGUGAAGCAUUUGAAAAUUCAGAAGACAUAUGCGGUGCUGUAGUAAAUGUGAGAGCUAAAGGAGAUAAAAUUGGUGUGUGGACAAGAGAUGCAAGUCAUGGUACUUCUGUGAUGGAAAUUGGCAAGAAGCUUAAAGAAAGGCUGCGGAUAGCACCAAAAAUUCAGAUUGGUUAUCAGAUUCAUAAGGAUACUAUGGCUAAGUCUGGUUCUGUGACAAAGAAUUCUUAUAUUGUUUGAAAGUUUUUAUAAACAAGUUUUUAGUAUAAGCUGAUAAAUUAUUAUAUAACUUACUAAUUUUAAUUAUCGG